Molecule: messenger RNA, 543 nt
Organism: Amoebophrya sp. A25
Lineage: Eukaryota; Dinophyceae; Syndiniales; Amoebophryaceae
Source: the annotation of a GenBank genome assembly
AUGCCAUUUCCCAGUAUAAACAGCAUCUUCCAAUAUAGACAGCAUUUCCCAAAUGCCAUCUCCCAGUUCAUGACGGUUAUCAAGGAGAUACAAAUGACUAUCUACUCUUGUCAUCAAAUGACCGGGGUUAGUAACCGUGAUGUGCUCAGAGGAGGUCAUAAAGAAACGGUUUAUCGUACUAUUUCCAUGGCUCCCACGUGUGCAAAUUCAGCUAAUGGGCUAGAUAACGUACGACGUGCCGGUUCCCACCACGUUGUACGUAAAAAAGAAAGGCAUGACUAUUGUACUUGUUCUCUUCCUCAAUUAAGAAUUACUACGACCUACUCGCUUCUGACGAGUCUUCCACGGAUACUUCUUAGACUCAUCGAUCACGACCCACAAAGAAUUCAACGCCCCCCGAAAUCAAUACCCCUUUCGCGCAUCUAUUUUGUGAAAGAACCACAAAAAGAAUGAGUUGCAAAAUAUAUCUGUAAUCGUGUUCUUUGUUCCGCAGCUAAGUAUAACGAACAAUGAAUAUGAAACAUAGCAAAAGAAAAUGCGCAC